Molecule: messenger RNA, 330 nt
Organism: Aspergillus bombycis
Lineage: Eukaryota; Fungi; Ascomycota; Eurotiomycetes; Eurotiales; Aspergillaceae
Product: DUF3759 domain-containing protein
Exons: 3
Coding region: 1-330 (109 amino acids)
Source: RefSeq, a predicted model, not a curated record
AUGGGUUGGUUCGAUAACGACAGUGAGCAGGCUCGCCACUAUGAGCAGUUCAAUAACUACGACGGUAGUGAGGAGCACCAGUCCAAGUUCAGCCAUGAACUCAUUGCCGGUGCCGCUUCCUUCGAGGCCAUGAAGGCCUACAAUGACCACUGUGAAAAGAACGGCAAGCCCCAGAACCACGAGACCGCUAAGGAGCUCCUGGCCGGUUUCGCCGGUGCCUUCAUCGACCGCGAGGUCGAGACCAAGGGUCUUGACUUCGUUGACCGCGAGAAGGCCAAGUACCACGCCCGCCAGCAGCUCGACGAGGCCUCUUCUGGUGACUUCUACUAA